AUGUCUGGUAUUCUAUGGUCUCUGGUCGGCAAGAGGGUUCUCGCUGAGUCUGCGAGAAAUCAUUUUGGCACUGAGGACCCUUACUUUGAAGAAGUCCCUGCAUCCCGUCUCGGAAAAGCCUUUGGCAAGAAGACUCAAAAGCGUCGCAAGGCUAUACCGCCCGGUUUAUCAGAGAAAGAUGCCAAAGUUCUCACCCAGGUCAAGCGCAGAGCAUACCGACUCGACUAUGCUCUGUUCAGCCUGUGCGGAGUCCGCUUUGGCUGGGGUAGCGUGAUUGGUCUCGUUCCCUUCAUUGGAGACGCCGCAGACGCCGCCCUUGCCUUGAUGGUCGUGAGAACAUGCGAAGGAAUCGACGGGGGGCUUCCACCGCGUUUGCGAAUGAUGAUGCUAAUCAACGUGAUUGUCGACUUCUUCAUUGGCCUGGUUCCCUUCAUCGGCGAUGUCGCGGAUGCCGUGUACAAAUGCAACACUAGAAAUGCCGUCAUUCUUGAGAAGCACCUCCGCGAGCAGGGUGCCAAGACACUCAAGAAGCAGACUCAACGACAUGACCUUCCGGCCAUUGAGAAUAGACAAGAAGAACGGGUCAUUGACCACAGCCUUCCAGAGGAAUGGGACAAGCAGGAGAGCGGCGUGGUAGAGAGCUCGCCACCUAGCUAUCGCGAGCACGCGAUGUCAGGAGUCCGGCCUGCAGAUAAUGCAGUUAGCGGACCAGCGAGGCCUCCGCGCGCGAAGAAGUCCCGUGAUAGCCGUCGCUCCAGCAGGUGGUUUGGAGGCUCGCGCCAGCGUGAGGAUGAUUUGGAGCGAGGGAGAUGA
Penicillium brasilianum is the source of this 813-nucleotide messenger RNA. The record is from the annotation of a GenBank genome assembly. Lineage: Eukaryota; Fungi; Ascomycota; Eurotiomycetes; Eurotiales; Aspergillaceae.